AUGGCAGGCUAUGUUUACCCGAAAUGGUCGCCCUUGUUUACUGACCUCGCUGGCCAGGAUAAGGCUAUUGCCAAGUUAUGCGCUUACAAGCCAUAUGAUGCCAAUGAUUGGAACCGCGUUGUCGGUAACACUGCCGAUAUUCAGUUAUUUUAUCAGGAAAACCUGGAUGAACACAACCGCGAGUUUGCGGGCUUAAGCGCGGCCAGCCUAGAAGAACAAACGGCCACAAGGAUGCCAGCCAACUUAAUUCGGUACUCAGCAUGGCUUUUACAGAAAGCGCACAAGUUUGGGGCUAAUCAGUGGUCUCUCUUUCCCUUCUCAUCGCACCAAGUCGGUAAGAUAUGUUUAUUACCAGAGCCUUGUUCCUCAGAUCCUACCGAGACCAAGAAUUCAAGCAAGACCUGUGGGAAGCAAUUUUUAACAUUGACAAAAUUUGCCCAAAACGGCUGCGCUACUUGCAGGUGGAACCAGUUUGCCAACACCAUAGAGACAGGUGGUGUUAUGACGAGGGUGAAGUUCGUUAAACGGUGGGACCGGAGCCAGCGCUCAGUCAUAACAAGCUGUAAAACGGACAUCAACCUGCAUUUGGAGGAGGAACGAAGCAAACAUGUUUUCCAUAUCACCAAUGGUGAAUACCAAAAGCAAGCAAACAUACAGCCAUGCUAUGACGAAAUCAAGGAAGCGCCACCCUCUGUCUUCACGAUGGAUGCACUUAAGAAUUAUAUCGAGGCUAUCGCUCGUAAUCAUCAGAAGUUGCAUACAUACAUUCAAUUGCGCAUUCCGCCUCCGGGAAAACGUGCCCUGGUUUACUCGCAAAGGCAAAUGGUGCUAGAUAAAAUGACCGACACCUUGCUCGGGGAUCCUGCCGAGCCAAAAAUUCCUUGUCAAUGGGCUUAUGAAAACUUUCGAGAGUCAAAAACGCCCGAAGAAAUGAGCGGAGGCCAGAGGCUCCAAUCAAGAUACGACACGAUGAUGAAAUGGUAUACUCCAGAAUACAUUGUCAUGGAAAAGUUACCAGGAUUUUCGCAAGGUUCUUGCCCGCAAGGCACUCGUAUUUGCGUCGAUGAGUUUCGUACGAACAAGACAAAAGGCGGAGAAGACAAUGUCUUGAUGAUGACGGGAACACUCUCUGUUAUUCGUCAGGAUGCCGUCAGCAAAGGGCAGCAGGAUGAUACUGAUAAAUCAAGUAGGCCCAUCUUGGAAAAACGUCAUUUAUCCGAUUAG
This is a messenger RNA of Radiomyces spectabilis, 1224 nucleotides long. RefSeq lists its product as uncharacterized. The transcript has 12 exons. NCBI's taxonomy places the organism in Eukaryota, Fungi, Mucoromycota, Mucoromycetes, Mucorales, Radiomycetaceae. Bases 1 to 1224 code for a protein of 407 amino acids. The record is from RefSeq and is a predicted model, not a curated record.